Messenger RNA from Drosophila hydei, 1571 nucleotides. It is a transcript of the gene Cyp303a1, whose product is annotated as probable cytochrome P450 303a1. The coding region runs from base 91 to 1452 and encodes 453 amino acids. Gene Ontology annotation, molecular function: iron ion binding; heme binding; oxidoreductase activity, acting on paired donors, with incorporation or reduction of molecular oxygen. The record is from RefSeq and is a predicted model, not a curated record. The transcript has 2 exons. Lineage: Eukaryota; Metazoa; Arthropoda; Insecta; Diptera; Drosophilidae.
CAAGAUUAAAAUAUUAUUUUUUUUGAAAAUAAAAAAUGUCCACACUGGUAUCCGAUUGUGGGUAGCGCUCUGCAAAUCUCACACCUGCGCAUGCGCUUGGGCAUGCUCUGCAAGGUGAUCGACGAGCUGGCCAGGCGCUACGUAAAUCCCUAUGGGUACUAUGGACUGAAAAUUGGCAAGGAUAAGGUGGUUAUUGCAUAUACGAAUGAGGCGAUCAGUGAGAUGAUGACGAAUGAGGACAUUGAUGGUCGACCCGAUGGCAUCUUUUAUAGACUGCGCACAUUUAAUACCCGUCUGGGUGUUCUCCUCACCGAUGGAGAGAUGUGGGUGGAGCAGCGACGUUUCAUAUUGAGGCACUUGAAGAACUUUGGCUUUGCACGCAGUGGCAUGGUGGACAUUGUACACAAUGAAGCUAGCUGUCUUCUGCAGGAUUUGAGAGCCAAGAUCAUGGCAAAUGGGGGGAAGGAGGCCAGGAUUGAGAUGCAUGAUCUGACUAGUGUCUAUGUCUUAAAUACCUUGUGGUGCAUGCUGAGUGGAAGACGGUAUGAGCCCGGCUCACCUGAAAUAACCGAGCUCCUUGAGACUUUCUUUGAGCUGUUCAAGAAUAUUGACAUGGUGGGCGCUCUAUUUAGCCACUUUCCUCUGCUCCGCUUUAUAGCUCCUGAUUUUUCCGGAUACAAUGGGUUUGUGGAGAGUCACAGAGCUUUGUACUCAUUUAUGAGCAAGGAGAUUGAGCUGCAUAGAAAAUCAUAUCGCAAUUACGAUGAGCCGCGGGAUCUAAUGGACAGCUAUUUGCGCGCCCAGGAUAAGGAUACGGAGAAUCCUAUGUUCAGCGAUGAGAGCUUACUUGCGAUUUGCUUGGACAUGUUUCUCGCUGGCUCCGAGACGACCAACAAAAGUUUGGGCUUUUGUUUUAUGCAUCUGAUUAGACAGCCGGAGAUACAGGAGCGAGCUUUUGCUGAGAUUAAGGAUGUGGUCGGACUGGAGCGCAUACCCGAAUGGUCGGAUCGGAGCAAGAUGCCUUACUGUGAGGCCAUUACAUUGGAGGCGGUGCGCAUGUUUAUGCUGCACACCUUUGGCAUUCCACAUCGCGCUAUGUGCGAUACACGACUAUCCGGCUAUGAGAUACCCAAGGAUACAAUGGUAAUUGCCUGCUUCCGUGGCAUGCUCAUCAAUGGCUUUGACUUUCCUGAACCGGAAGUGUUUGAUCCGGAAAGGUAUCUCGUCGGCGGACAAAUCAAACUGCCGGAGGCCUUUAAUCCAUUUGGCUUUGGACGACAUCGUUGCAUGGGCGAUUUACUGGGUCGACAGAAUUUGUUUAUGUUCACCACAACGCUGUUGCAGCACUUCAAGUUGGUUGCCAUUCCUGGCCAGAUGCCCGAAGAGGUGCCGCUGGAGGGUGCCACAGCAGCGGUGAAGCCAUACGAUGCCAUGCUGGUGUCCAGAUCAUGAGUAACUUUUAUGCAUAUGUAACUUUUCUUUAAAAAUAAUCUGCAAAAAUUAAAUAUUGCUGGCACAUCAAAGCCAUAACGGGUCACUCUAUGUAAAUAACAGCUAUCGAUAUAUAUAAA